Molecule: messenger RNA, 4259 nt
Organism: Eupeodes corollae
Lineage: Eukaryota; Metazoa; Arthropoda; Insecta; Diptera; Syrphidae
Exons: 4
Coding region: 1163-2320 (385 amino acids)
Source: RefSeq, a predicted model, not a curated record
CUCGUGACGGUACUUUAUACGCACAAACCAAGCACAUCCAAGCGAAUUGUGUAUAUCUGUCUCUCUCUCUCUCGCACUCACUCGCUUAGCUCUCGUUCACUUGGUAUAGCUCAUUCUCCUCUUGAAGCCAGCCACCAGACAAAAGUCGUCUGGAAUUUUUCAAAGGCCACCCAAACGUUUCAUAUUAAGGACCGAACGCAUAUAAAACCGUUAUAUAUUCUAGACUAUAGAUAGAAGAAUUCAAAAUAUUUAACUGUGAAUAAUUUUGGAGUCACACAAAAAGAACCCCAACCAAAGGACCUCACAUUUAUGAGGUCCUUCGAGAACAAAAAAACGCAUAGGUAAAGACCAAAAUCAUAAACAAACAUAAGCUAGUUGUGUGAUUUUGUUAAAGGAAUAUCUUUCCCAUACCAAAAAAGGGCUAAAAGGAUAACAACAUAACUAUAGAGAAGGAGCUUCCUAUAUCUGCCCUUGUCCCGAGCUCGAGCUCAAGCCCUGUGCCCUGUGUCCUGUGCCCCGUGGCCAUUCCUUGAAGAAGGAUAUUUUCUUCUUUGUUGUGUUCUUGUGCAGUGAAGACAAAGUGUUAACAUUCCUUCUUGUACUUGCUCCAGAUACCGCAGAUAGUUUGGGACGUCGUAUCGUACCGUAUUUUUUUUUUGAAUAUCCUUUUUCCUUUUUGGUUGGCUCUUCUGUGUUCAUUCGUCCUUAAGAAGAUGACGGCAUUUAAAAUUGUUAUAUGAAAAAGUGUUCGGUACCCAUUUCACUAUGUUUUUGGCGUCGUCCUUGAGCGCGAGUGAUAAUAUCUCGAAUGUGUUCUAUAUUAAGUUAAGUGGAGUGAUGUGAAACCAACAACAACAACAAGAAAAAAAUUACAGUCAAAACCGACCAAGAGAAAAAUUAAUUUUGAAAGAUAAGAAAUAAUGAAAAUACACAACAAGAAAAAGUGAAAUAAAAUAAAAAUAAUAUCCUGUUGAGCAAUAAGAGUGUCCUUGACGCGCAAAUUAAUUACUUCUUGGAUUAAUUAUCAUCAGAAUGAGCGGGUUGAAUAUUACAAAUGGAUUUCUAUAAAUGAUUGUACUCUCUCUACAUUUUCCAGUAUAAAUUCGAAUCAACAAUAAUAGACUGGGGAUGAGAAAAUUACAUAGAAAUAAAUUCAAUCAAAAUGCAGAAACACGAAAAAAGGCGCGACCUGCGUCUGAAGAGAUUUUGGCGUUCGCCAAAAACCACGUCAUCGGAAGACUCGAACGGAUAUGAGAGUCCAACUAGAGUGAAAACGUCAAUUGAUCCACAACGUUUUAAUCAUCAUUGUAAUCAUUUGCUACAACAAAAUAAACCAACAUGUUCGUUGCCAUUGUUGCAGGUGUGGCCAAGUCAGGACUCACCUCGUGGAGAAGCCGACGGACAAAGCUUCAUAUUUCCGGUCAUCAACGAAACAUCAACCACAACAACGGCAGCUGUAACAACGACAGCAGCAGGUGGCAGCGGCAGCAAUCGGACAACGCCACCCUCAAACCGACGCAAUUCUCUGUACUGUGAUACGCUCCAUGCAGCUGAUUCGGGAAUCGAUUCGGUGCAGGCCUCCCCCUCACCAAAUGCACUGCCCUGUCCACCCGGAGCCUCAACCACCGGCUCUGCCUCACCAUCACCGGUGACAACACCUACCCUAGGAUCGCCGAAUCUCUCGAUUGGGCAUGUCCGUCGAAAAUCCAGUGCGCUACUACAUCCUGAUCAUGCCAGAUUGUUUGCCCUGCGUAUGAACCAGCAUCAUGCUGCACAAACGUCCCCUGAUGCCACGUCCCUUGAAGACGUUGCAGAAUUCCAAAAUGUCACUGUGUCGACAGCAAUACACAUGUGUACGGCCAGCUCCAGUACGACAUCGUCCCUAACCUCUGUGGCGGCGGUGAGUGUCGGUGGGACUCCGUCGGCAGCAUCGCAACGCGUCUCCGACCCCUGGCUGCAACCACAAUCGGAUCGUGAACACGAUCGACGGCGAUCGUCAACCAUGACCGCCCGGUACUCCCUAUUCGAUGCCUUGGAUCUUGAAUAUGCCUUGUUGAGGGCGGCAGCCCGUGGUUCCGUCGGACCGUAUUCGCUAAGUGAAUCAAUACACAAACUAACAUUCACCCAAUCGCUUGCGUUUCCAGCUUUAGCACGUGGUCUCGCGACGAAACGGCGUCGUUCAGCGACACAGAGCUCGUCGCGUCCCCUAAAUCCAAACGAAUCGGGCCUAAAUACCUUUGCGAAAGUCAUAACGGCCAUUGUCCUGGUUGUGGUUAGCUUUUUGGUGUUUCUUAUUGUGUAUAAAUUUGUACGGACGUGAGGGUUACUCCUGGCCCCGACAGAUUUUCCGGUUGCGUUUACAAAUACAUAUCCUGUCGUGAAUGCCACAACGAAAAAGCUAUCGGGGUUCAGGAGAGUGUUGGGUCAAAGGGAAAAUGGGUAACAAAAGGUUAAAAUUAAAGUGAAAUAUAAAAACCAAUUCAGAAUUGAUUAACAACUCAAUUAAACAAAUUUCAAUGAAUUUGUUAAUUUUUCUUCUUUUUUUUUGAUAAUCUUGUGAUAAUUAUGAUGAAAAAUAAAAGAAGUUAAUUCGAGAAGAAAACAAAAAUACAAAAUAUAAAAAAACACGCACGCGAAGUUUGACUAAAUAAUUUAAUAAUGCAAAGGAUGUACAAAAAUAACUAAAAAACAAAAUACCCAAAUACCUUUUUAAUGGAAUUUUUCUUGUGUUCCUUUUUUAAGUUAAGUUAAUUAAGUUGUCUAUUAAUGUGGAAUUAAAGGUUUUUGAAUUGAAAACUGAGAAUAAAUAGAAUAAAAAUACCACAAAUGAUACAGAAAUACGGUUCUAGAAUUUUCAAAGGGGUAAAUUUUAAAUGAAGUGUGUUUAGCCCACUGUGAAAGACAGAAAAUACAUAAAUAACCAUCCUUUGAAAUGUCCCUAAAUCUUUCAAUCUUAAAAGACCACAUCCCUAAGUGUCAAAGUGAUUUUUAUAAUGGGAAAUAUGUCAAAAUUGACCCUUUUUUAUUUCCUAAGUCUGCCUAUAUCCAAAUUUCUUUUUCUUUCACCCGUUUCUUACUUUCGUUGUUUAUAGAUUUUAUUUAUUCCGAAGGAAUUGAGAAUUAAACAAAUCAUUUUCAUAUUACUUACCGUAAAGAAAAAAAAUCACUCAAUGAAGUUAAAAAGAAGAGCGGCCAUGUUUAUAUUUAACGAAAACCACAUUUUGACAGUUGCUGUCAUUGCAAUGAAUGCAUUCAGAGAUGUGCGUGUGAAAACAUUCAAGCAUUUGAAAGGUUAAGAGAAUAUUAUUAAAAUUAAUCAAAUAAAAUAUUUUGAAACUUUCACUUUCAUUUCAUAAGUCAGGAGUCUUAUUUGUAACAUAACUUUAACUGUCAAAUUAAUUUAUCUUCCAGUUAUUACGUUAAAAUUCGAAAAUUAGUUUCUCUUGUCUGUCCAGUCCCAAAAAGGAAUCAUAUCAUAAAAGAUUGUGAAACUAAGUUAAUGUUUAAUAUCAGAAAAUUUUGCCCCAAUUAUUCUGAUAUUAGAAUACACUCUUGUAAACUGGCCUUAAGAAAAUGUUUAAAAGUUGAUUAUAGAUUCUUUCUUUUUAAAUGAACUAUACUUUUCCAUUCGGAUGUUUAAUUGAGAGGAUUCGACAGAAUGUAACAUUCUGUUAAAAAUUAACACAAAAAUAAAAAGUCACUACAUUUUAAAUGAAUAAAGUGUCAUGGCACCUUUAAAAAUUAGCUUUGUUUGAUUAAGCAUUUAUAUUGAUCCCGCCCUUAUUUUGUUCUCUAAAAAGCCAAAUAUUAAUUAAAUUUCCAAUAAAAUUUAUUUAUCUGUAAAACAUAUCAACUGAUUGAAUAGUUAAUCUUAUAUAUAAACAAAAUCUUAAUGAUUUAUAAGUAAAAUAUAAAUAUAUUGUACCUUUUAUAAUAAAUACAAAAAUAUAGUUAAAAAAUAAUAAAUUAUUAUAUCCAAAAUAUUCAUUUUCUUUUUUCCCAAAAUGCUUUUUAUUUCGAAAUUAUUGUCGUAGCUAGCUCUUUUAACAAAAAAAGAAAAACAAAAACAAUGAAACUUUUGAUCAAACUUUAAUCAAAUGCGGUUUCAUUCUGUAGAUUGUGGCUGAAACUUUGAAAAAAUUAUAUACAUAUUUUAAAUAUACAUUCUAAAAACUUUUUUCAUUCUAAAUUACUUAAAAAAAAAGAAAUUAAAAAAACAUCCAAGUGCCUAUUACUAUCCUAGCUAAAGAAAAAAGAAA